CUCAGUUUGAGUGAAGCAUCCGAAGUGGUUGGAAGUGCAUAAAAUCCGCAGGCUGUUCCAACAAGCAUUCCAAAGUGGAAGUAAUCAAUUGCUUUCCUGAGAUUCGGAAAGUUAUUAUUGUGCUCGUAAUCGAAAAGUCAAAAUCCGACCGAAAUCGAAGUGAUAUAUUGGUUCCCACUGGACACUGCCGAAGCAGUGGGUGGUAUUCCCUCAGCAUGAAGAAACGAAGAUCCAGCGGGUGCAGAAAUUGUGGUUGAUUCGGCAUUCUAUGCAAUCAGUGGGUUGAAAUCCUUGAGCACCAGUCAGUGUCCAUCCCGUGUGGAAAGGGAGUGGUAAAAAAUCUGUUCAGCUGCCAGUUGCAACUAGUCGAGAAUCCCCGGGGACGUUACCGCACGAGAGAUGACGGAACAAAAUAAGUGAAGAAGCCCCAGUGAAAGAUAGUUUAAUCCGCUUCGUAGUAUUAAUCUUGUCGGUUGUGCCCAGCUUACGGCAUCGCACACUGUUGACCGACGGAGGAGAAGAAGGUGAUGAUAGGGUUCACUCGAGUAGAAUUUUAAAUUAUAUAAAAUGCUGGUGGGACAGAAUGGUCGCGAGUGAGUGCGUUAUCGCGUCCUGAUCCUGCAAGUAGUAAGUAUAUAGAGGUGAUGCUUCGGGAACAAAGUGCGAGAGAAAUCAAUUGACGCUAAUUGGUCACAUAAUCGAGAGUGUUACUGAACGAUUGAACGUUUUGAUACAAAAGAAUAUAAAAAGUGAAUUUUACCAUCGCGUUGGAUGCAGCAGGAAGGAGCAAGGGAUAAUUGAAAAUUAUUACUACAAAAGCCCCCACGUAGCAAUGAUUAACGCACCGUCUAGACCUGGCUGUCCCCUUCCCUGCCGAACUGCCCGAUGGACCGGUUCGGUACGUACCGCACUGGAGAUGAUGGAGAUCGGCCAGCUUACUCCUACGGUACCGAUUCCAGCACGUCCUCUCAGUCCUAUGUGCGUCCGUUCGACACAAUAAGAGCGCUGCACGAAACAAUCGUUUCACUGCGGACCGCCCUGGAAGAGAGUCGCCAGGACAACGAUCGGUUGCGGAAGCAAAUCAGUGUCCGAAGUAUCGUAGACGAGGGAAAAAGCUACCUCCAGCAGCAGCAGGAGGAAACAAUCGAGGACAACCCAAAUUUUUCGAUCAUCGAAUCCGACGAGAAAGAAAUUCCGGAAAAGAAACCGAAGAAACUGAAAAAGAAGUACAAGGUAAGAAUACCAGAAGAUAGAAGCGAAACAGAGGACAGAACAACCUCGGAUCAGGAAGAGACACGAAAAAAACCGUCAACAAAAGAUGCUAGGCAACAGAAAGUGUCUAUAGUUCCGGAUAUUCAAAUAGUUUCACAUCCAGCUUCAAGCCACUCCACGAUGGCAUCCCGGAUCGACGUAAAAAUAAAGGUUUCCUCCAACAUCAACGUCGACGGUAGCAGUUCCGAAGCUGACAGCUCGGAACCGACUAGAGUAACUGUAGAAACAAAGGAGCGGGACGCUCCCGAAAUGCCCGAGGAUGAAGACAAAACGCUUGCCGAGGAGCAGGAAGAUUCCACAGGCAACACAACGAUUCGGGAAGAGUUUGUCAAAGGCGAUGUGUCGAAUUUGAAGAUAAACAUCACCAACGAGGAAAACCUCAGCGUAAUCAAAUCUACCGAAGGCAUCAACAUUAAACAGCAAUCGUCGGAGAACCUUCAUGUGGACGUCGAUCAGCAAAGUAAUCCGUCGAUUUCCGAAGGCGAUAACUCGGUCUUCACAGAGGAAGUCGCGACUCCGGUUGAACCUGAUCCGCCGGGAGCCGCCGGUUACACGACACCGCAACCGAGAAGGUCGGUGAAGAAAAGUGAAUCCGAGAACCAAGAAGAAGUGGACGACAUUGAACUGAUCUUUUCGUCGGACGACAACAAAGACAUCAUUCAGGAGGACUUGGUAUCGAUUUCCGACUACGAACCGUGGCAAGAAACGGGCCAGUCUGGAACGCCAGUUCUCAUUAACUUUCGGAACCUUUCUUCAGAUCAGGAAUCACUUAAGAAGGACUCGAUCGAACGAAGCGACAGUGAUGCGGUUGAAGGCGACGGGUCUAGUAGGGAUUUACCAAAAGAAAAGAGCUUAGAAAGUCAGGAUUCCCUGGGGGCAGAUAAUGUUAAGAAAAGUAUAGAUUUCAGUACAAAAUCGUUGGAAAAGGACUCCAGCUUAGAUGACGGAACGGGGGAAGUGAAUCGGGGCGAUUCCUUCGACGUGGGUGCUAUCAGUGGAACGAAUACGUUGGGGAAACGCUGGACUAAUUAUAAUGUGCUUAUCGAGACAGACAUUUCCAAAUGUGGAAUCGCGGAAGACAACAUAUUGGAAAUGGGCAGGAGAAAUACCUGCCCGAAUCCUCCAGCUUAUAGACCUAUCAUUCACACGCGAACUCCGGCGGCAGCCGUUUCCAACCGAAGUCCACUGGCGGUGAAGUUCUCGCGAAGCCCUCGAACCUACUCCCCGCAUCAGUAUCUACCACCGGGGAAAACUCUACGAACCGUUACAGCCGCAGACUGUGUCGGCGGGUCCGCCGGAUCCUCCGAUGAAGCCAAACGGUCUCGAGCAGCUCAAACGGACAUCACGGCACUCUCCCAGCAGUGGCGUUCGGAGACCCAUCUAUCCGGGACGGAAAUCGGCUCCGGACUGUACACGCUACCGUCGAAGUUCGUUCCCCCGCCGGCGAUCGGCACGCGCAAGUAUACACUACGACCAUCCGAUAAAACCCAAGAGGCCCGUCGAGUGCUGUUGAGCGAUAUCAAUUUCACCAGCAUGGUACCGGAGCUGUCCCGUUCGGCGGAUCACCUCUGCCAGCAGGAGCAGGAGGAAGACGAGGAGAACAACGAGAACCGGUCGCCCAACUACUGCAAGGGCAAUUUGCUCAAGACGCCGGAGACCGUCAAGGGCAUCCCGCCCAGCUUCAGCAUGACCUCACCAGGAGUCUCCCAGUGGACGGUCAACGAGAGCAGCAUCGCCACGCAAACGACGCAAACGGAAGCCUACUGGGCGGAUCGGGGUGAUUCGUUCGAUUCCUCCAAGAGCUACUCGCUCGGCUCACGGUAUUCUACGCUGAGCAAACAUCACCGCUCCCGGAGUGUCCCGUCGAUACGGUGUGCCAUCUGCAGGCAGGGUCACCAUUCGAUAGCACUACGACCGUCCGAGAGUAUGCACUACACCCCGCGGGUAAGCUUCCAGGAACCAUCGCACAAAAUUCGUGGCUCUUUACCCGAUCUACGGCACGAUUGCAAUUGUCCCAGGAGAUACGGAGGACCAUCGCUGUACAGAAUUCAUGGCGACUCCGGAGGAUCAACAGAUAGUUUACUGGAAGAGGCAGAGGAGUUUCUACGAAGGUCUGUUGAGGGUAACAUAAUGCACGAGGAUCCCGAAGAGCACUGUCAGCCUCCGCCGCCACUCACUCCAGCUCCGCAUGUUGUCGGACCGAGUAAGCACCGAAGGUGCUCCGAAAAUGAUAUUCAGAGAGAUUUCAUACCUUCGAAACACGCACUGCCAUUCUUGCCAAAGACCGCCAAAUGUCUCAAGCCGGGACACCUGGCGAAGGUUAUAGCCCGCAAUGGCCGCGUGGUGGUCGGUCGAGUACGCUAUAUUGGCCCGCUGGCGGGCACUGACGGAGAUGUGGACGAGAAAUACGUUGGCCUACAGCUGCCCAACAAUCUGGGCGAUUGUGAUGGAUCGAUCGAUGGAAGGAAAUUUUUCGAUUGUGAACCUUUACAUGGCAUCUUUGUACCGUUUAAGAAGGUUGUCAUGGCGUGGAACUCCUAAGCGACACUGGUAGUAACAGUAGCGGCAGAAUGAGGCAAUUAACGGAAGCUUCCACGAAUCGAUCGCGCACUUCGAGGGGAGGAGAAGUGUUUUCUGUCUUCUGUUUUCUUCGGUUAAACUUCACCCGCGCGCGAGCUUCCCCAUCACGGACCAGAAAAAAUAACCACUUUGCUGGUACUGGUGCGAUGAAAGGACAUCGAUUUGUCCUUCAGUGGGAGGAGGAAGCCUUUUCCCAGCGGGUGGUUGGUGAGUAGAUUGAUGAAAUGCAAAAUUGACACGUUGAACGUUGGAAGGAGGUUUCCUUUAAUUGUGAGUCACAGAAAUGCGAUGAAUGUUGUUUCGUGUUUGCUAAGAGAUGUGAUUUGAGUGAGUAGAAUAAUGAAAUACAGAAAGAUUAAACGAUAUACGCAGACAACAUUACCUAAACUGAAUGGAGGAUUUCAAUGAGAAUCAAAUCAACGUGGUGAAACAACAAACAGUAUGCAUGUAAACUUAUUACUAGUCAGGUAGAAACAAAAAUAUAUUUGUUAGUCAUUACAACAAUACAGAAAUAAUCAUCUAUGUGAAUGUUGUGCUGAAAGAGCACUUUUUUAGGAUGGAAUCAAAAUCAUUUUCCGAAAGUUAAACAUCGAGUGAACGCAAAAUUGAUCGAAAGAGGAAAGGCGCUGUCGAAAACAAUGGUUACAAUAGAAACUGAGCUUUUUCAUGCAGAAACUGGUUCAAAAACAGCAGGGUAAUCAAUUACUCAACUGUAAUAAUAUUAUAUAUAAAGAAUGUGAAGACAUCUGAAAAGCAUCUAAUUGGGAAGCAUAUUUUUGAUAUAAGUGUUUGUAGGAAGUUCUAUCUGUUAGCUAUUGGUCGCUUUCAGCCAACAGAAUCGAUUACUGGAAUCACUUAAGAACUGUAUUGUAGCAAGCAAGCGAAUGAACUUCCUCGCGCCUUCGCGACUCUACUUCGGGAGUACAACAACAUUCUCUGUUUGAAACAAAAGCUAUCCAGCCGUAAACGCACGGCAGCCUACGCAAGCUAGAAGACACCAGCCUAGUUUUACUACCGAGCUGAAAAGCAAAAGUGAUUGUUGUGAAAUAGGUGUGAAAUAACAGUACUUGAAAUGUUAUAUACCUGUCGUCCAUAGUUAGUUAAGCCGAACACAUAUGAGCUUCAGUCGAACUCAAAACUAUCAAAAGUACAGUUGUAACAAGUUGAUGAUUAAAUAAAAGCCAGCUGAUGUAACGAAAAAUA
This is a messenger RNA of Wyeomyia smithii (pitcher-plant mosquito), 5055 nucleotides long. RefSeq lists its product as uncharacterized. The transcript is spliced from 7 exons. Bases 886 to 3813 code for a protein of 975 amino acids. The record is from RefSeq and is a predicted model, not a curated record. Lineage: Eukaryota; Metazoa; Arthropoda; Insecta; Diptera; Culicidae.